This is a messenger RNA of Trichoplusia ni (cabbage looper), 2808 nucleotides long. RefSeq lists its product as uncharacterized. The coding region runs from base 1026 to 1424 and encodes 132 amino acids. The transcript is spliced from 3 exons. The record is from RefSeq and is a predicted model, not a curated record. Lineage: Eukaryota; Metazoa; Arthropoda; Insecta; Lepidoptera; Noctuidae.
AGUAAAAGGUAUGCUGAACGAUGACAAAGACACAAAAAAUCCUUUGUAAAACGAUAAGACGUCAGAAUUAGCAAAAAAAAGGGUGAGUGUAAGGGCACUUUUAACGUAUACUGUUUUUAUUAAUCGGUAGAAUACCUGAUCUAUGUCCGUAUAGCUAAACUAAAUAUCUUCAGAUAAUAUAUUUCUUAUCUUCAGUCGUAUUGACCUUUAAUAACCGUUGUAGCAAUUCGUAGCAGAUGCUACGAAAAGGCUGCAGCUCGUUGCAAAAAAUUGUCCAUUAAACUACAAAUCCUAUGGUUCUAAGUUUGUAACAAAAAUAUUUUAUACCUAUCACCAAACCUAUCUUACAAUAUUACUAAAUCCCGAAUACAAUAUGUUUAAUAUUGAUUUUAUCUAUGUCACUUUUGUUUUUACAUAAAAGGUAAACAAAAUAUUGCUCAUCAAAAUUGUUUUUCCGUCUUCGUAAUGGGAGAUCGAAACUUGCUGUAUUUUAUGUGAAUCGUCUGUUUAAAGAUAAAUCAUUACAAAAAUUUCAGGGAACGAAAACUUUAUACAGACUGCGUAGAUUUAUUUAUUUAACAGUGAAACGAGGUUUGUUGUAUUUGUGGUAAGGUAUUCGUUAGCGAAUAAUGUAAUGGGUUUAGGUAGAUGUGUGUAAUGCAUGUCGCGACACGAUAGAUGUGCGCAUGGCAUCGCAUAAGUUUGGUAAUGACACGCUGUAGGCGGGCGGCGGCUGGCGGGCGGCGCGGCGGGGCUCGCGCAGCGCUCAGCCCGUUCUAUUUCUAAAUUGAGACAGUCACUCGCAGCCGCUUUCCGCGUAUCACCUCUUCGCUAUAUAUAACUAAAUACAUAAAAUCUCGAGAAAAUCCUUCGAAAGUUACUCACAAGGCAGAUUCACUCGCGAUAAAUAAAAUGCGAAUCAAUUAUAACGAUACAAUGUCGGUGGACCCUUAGAUAUUGCUGUCAAAGGAUACAGCAGUUGUGAUUAGUGAUAACUGAACGUACAUGAAAUUGUGUAAUAAAAAAUGUGGUACCAAGGGGACGAAGAUGAUGAAGAAGAUCUUAUGUGUUCGCCGGCUAUCCUCGCCAGGCGAGCCUCAGAGAGUUGGAUUAAUGUACCUCCCGUUGAGAUGUUAAGCACGCCGCAGACGUUACAACGUAAGAAGUCGCUGCCUGACGUAGCGGGGAUGCCCCGCAUGCCGGACGGCGGCGGCAUGUCGCGCGAGGAGGUGUCGGCGCUCGGCUCGGCGCGCCGCGAGGAGGUGCGCCGCAUGCACGAGGAGACCGAGAAACUGAGGGCUAACCCCCUGCUCUACUUAGUCAGUCCGCAAGUCAAGGACUGGUUCUCCCGGCAGCAGCUGGUGAUCCUAGUGCUUUUCAUCAACAUCUCUCUGGGCAUCAUGUUCUUCAAGCUGCUCACGUAGCAUCGGCGUGUGGCGCACUUGCGCCUCUUCUUCCCGAUGUCGUUGACGUCAUUUUUGUAAAUAAUGUAAUUUUUGAACCAAAUAGUCCAAAUAUUAUUCGAUGUGCGACAAAUGUUUGAAUAACAUUUAUUAUUUGUUCCUUGUUAAUAUGAGAGUUACAUUUACACAUCCAACGAAAACGUAUUUAUUUGUCAAUAAGGACUUCAAUUUGCUAGUGUACUUUUCUUUGACGUUGUGAAAGUGUGCAAAGAAUGACGAGACAAGAGUGAAAACAUUAUCCAAAUAUUUCGUCGAGCUAAUAAUUUCGACUUGUUUUGUGCGGGAGUGAAUUGAACCUGUUUUGUGUCCGGUUACCGGAAACUUCGAAUGUAAGAAGCACGUUGUUCUAUAAACCUGCAUAUUGUAGGUUUAUUUAUGCCUUCUAUAAUGAAGCUUAACGCCUUUAAUGUAAUUUUAACAACUGAGGUGUUGUUUGAAACCAGAGAGAUUUCGAAGAAUUCAUGGUCGAUUGUUUAUGAGGGAGAAAAUAUGCAUAAUAUAUACAAAAAUAAUAUUUAUGGCACAACGCCGGUGUUCUAGUUUACUACACCGACACUGCGCGACCACCGGGCAGUCUAGUAGCCUCCUACUUAUAUAUAUAUAUUCAGAUUGUAGAGAAUGACUAAAUUAGGUAUGAGCAAAUUAUUUCCGCCAAAAAUAUAGUUGGUUAUGGGGACGAUAUUAUAGUUAAAUGUUAUUGUUGCCGUAUAAAAGUUUAAAUAAUAAAAAUAUUGUCAAUUUUGAUUCGUUUGUGUUGAUUCAUAAGUGAUUGAAACAUUGCGUACCCCGAGUGAUAAUAAAUGCACAAAAUAUGAUAGCUAUAGGUAUCUACUGGUUUCAAAAUUGUAUAUAAGCUAUUAAUUAAAGUUUUACAAAUAUAACACAAAGUACGCAUACCUACCUGUAAGUAGAUACGUUGUUAUGCUUGCAAGAUGUACAAGACAAGAUAAAAUGCAUGUGCAUUAUUUUCCUAUUCUAUUAAAAUUGUAAAAAAAAAACUAGCGAAACUGAAUUUUUAUACAAGAUUUAAUCUUCAUUUUAUACCUAUGAAGUCAAUUCUCUCGUAAUCGAAUUGUUUAUAUGGUUAAUACUAUAUGAAUGGUAUGUUAGAUACUUUAUUAAUAUUGGCAUGGAAAGCGUGCGUUUGAGACUGUUGAUACGUAAAUAUACACCUACAACGAACCUUAUUGAAGCGCACAUUCGUUGUAAGGUUAUAUAUACAGUUGAUAAGACAAUUUUCACAGUUUCAUUAUUAUGUAAAGAAUAUAAGUUAUGUCUCUAAGAAUUUUAAUUACUUGUAUCGAUUUUAUCUACGUUUCAGAAAUAAAAUAUUUUAACAAAACAA